Scheffersomyces coipomensis is the source of this 1470-nucleotide messenger RNA. It is a transcript of the gene DIT2, whose product is annotated as putative cytochrome. The transcript has a single exon. The record is from RefSeq and is a predicted model, not a curated record. NCBI's taxonomy places the organism in Eukaryota, Fungi, Ascomycota, Pichiomycetes, Serinales, Debaryomycetaceae. Gene Ontology annotation, molecular function: oxidoreductase activity, acting on paired donors, with incorporation or reduction of molecular oxygen; monooxygenase activity; iron ion binding. The coding region runs from base 1 to 1470 and encodes 489 amino acids.
AUGCUGGAGAUGGUUGAUUAUAUGUUCUACUUGAGAACUAUUUCAAGUGUUGUGAUAGGAGUAUUUGUGUAUGUAAUCUCAACCAUUAUUAUUCCACCAUUCGAAUUUCCUACCAAUAUCCCAACCAUUCCUUUCUAUGUCUCAUUUUUAGGAACAUAUACCAAUAUGGAUCAAGAAGAAAUAUACAACAAAUAUCUCAGAGCUAAGUUAGAAAAGUACGGUGCUGUUAAAAUAUACUUUGCUUCUAGAUGGAAUAUCCUAGUAACCAAACCUGAAUAUUUACAAGAAGUUUUCAAAUAUGAAGAUAUUUAUGCAAAAAGCGGUAAUCAAGAAAAGAUUCCAUAUUCAGUUUUAGCAAAUUAUACUGGGAAUAACAUCAUAAGUGCUCAUGGUAAACAAUGGAAAUUGUAUAGAAAUGUCGUUCAACAAUCCAUUCAAUUUCCAAAUAUAGAACCAGUCCAUAAAAAUUCACAAUUAUUGGUUAAACUAAUCCAAGACCAGAUUACAAAUAAGGGUGAUACUUUUUCAGUUAUGGAUAUUCUUCAAAAAUAUGCUCUUGCAAACGUUGGUGAAUCAGUUAUCGGCAUGAAUUUUAAAAGCUUGGAAGAAGAUGAUAAUGAAUUACAUAACAAAAUAAAAUAUGUGAAACUGCAGAUAUUCAAACCGUUAUACCUUAAUUUUCCAUUCUUGGAUAUGUUACCUAUUCCUAGUAGACAAAAGGCUAUGGAAGAAGUUAGAAAAUUUAGAGAUUAUUUUGCUCAAUUGGUUCUUGGCUCAAGACAAUCAGGUGAAACUUCUAACUUAGCUGGUAAUAAAUUAAUAGAAGCUUAUCAAAACAAUAGUAUUAACUUUAAACUGUUCACUGAUAACAUUAUAAUUUUAAUGGUUGCUGGGCAUGAAAAUCCUUUAUUACUAAUGCUCUCUUUACUUUACGUAAUUGCAAAGAAUCGUCAUGUUCAAGAUCAGAUAAGAAAAGAAAUUCUUGAAGGGGUUGAUAAUUUACCCUAUACUCAAUCUGUGAUUUAUGAAACUUUAAGAAUGUAUCCACCCUUGGGACAAAUUAUUAAUAGAAGAACUACAAGACCAGUAAUGCUUGGAAAUAAAAUAAAAAUUCCUCAAAACGUAUAUGUUGGUUAUAAUAAUUUUGGAACUGGUAGAGACGCCAACAUUUGGAACAAUGCAGAUCAAUUUCAACCCGAAAGGUGGGGCCAUACACUAGAAGAAAUAAACUCAAACUAUUCCAUUGCCAAGAGAAAUGCUCAACUACCUGCCUUUCAUGGAGGAAAGAGAGCAUGUUUAGGUGAGAAGUUUGCAUUAUUAGAAACAAGAGCUGUUGUUGUUGAAAUAUUAACUAAUUAUGAUAUUAGUUUAGCCGAAAAUUGGAAAGACAAGUUAACACCAGCUGGUCCAGUGUGUCCUUUGAUGCUCAAAAUUAAGUUUGAAACACAUGAUAAAAAGUCAAUACAUUAA